This is a messenger RNA of Anneissia japonica, 2172 nucleotides long. RefSeq names its product WD repeat-containing protein 78-like. Gene Ontology annotation, cellular component: axonemal dynein complex. The transcript has 15 exons. The record is from RefSeq and is a predicted model, not a curated record. NCBI's taxonomy places the organism in Eukaryota, Metazoa, Echinodermata, Crinoidea, Comatulida, Comatulidae. Gene Ontology annotation, molecular function: dynein light chain binding; dynein heavy chain binding. Bases 208 to 2172 code for a protein of 654 amino acids. Gene Ontology annotation, biological process: cilium movement.
AUUAACCAAUGAGAUGCUUGGUUACAUCUGAGUCUAAAAUCGUCUCAUGGCAACAUCCAACAAAAAAUAAUGUGUGUUGAGAGAAAACCAACACUGAACAGAUUAGAGUUUGCAAGAAUGCAAUAAAACAUGCUACUGUAUUUGAAAACCUAAUAGCAUACAAUAACUUAGUGUUGUAUCUAAUAAUUAUAUGUAAACGAAUUCACGAUGUCGAUUGAAAAGUCAAAAACAGGGAAUAUGUUAAAAGUCAACACGCACUCCCAUUCUACCAUUACACGUAGCAAGGUGUCCACCAUGAGUCAGAGCAGAUUAGGAGGUAAAGGUGGGGCACAGAUAGCGAAUGCAUCCAGAGCCACAAUGUCAUCUAGCCGUCGCAGUAACACCGCAUUAGAAAGUAACAUAGAUGGUAAAAUGCCACCAAGCAAGUCUCAUGUCGUUCAGGUGUUUGAUGAAGCUGGCAAUGAUGUCACCCCUCAGCCACUACUGAUCAUUGAUCCAAAUACUGUCAAGCACAACCAAAGUAAAAUAUUUGGAGCAGAUUCAGGUGGUGGCACUCCUACUGAUCUGAUGUCACAGAACUCCAUCUACCAAACUGGCACCACAAGUUUCGCAGCACCUUUCAGGAGGUCAAUUUUUGGUACAAGUAUGACCCAGUCAGGAAGGUCAACACCAGAGUCGUUUACCGAUGUCAUCAUUGAGCCGACGGAAGGACCAGAUAUAGUGACCGGUCUUGCAGAUGUUCAGACCAGAAGGGAAGAGGUAGCCGAAACAUUGACAGAGGAUGACCUUGACAAGAUACAUGAGAUCACUCUUUCAGAAUCUGAGAUGUUUUGGUUACUUGACAUGCCAGGUGUGUGCAUAUCAGCUGAGAGUGAUGAAGCUGCAGAAGUUAAGAAAAGAAACGAAGACUAUAAACAGCUGUGUUCAUCCAAAGAAGGCAAUGAUCGCUAUAUGAAUCGAGGAAUGCAAUGUUUUAAUGAAGCCCUCAAGACUAAAGACAUACAGACCACCAAAAUUGCAAUGAUUGAUGAAGAAAGCACAGCUUGUACAUGGGAUAUGUACGAUACAUACCUAGAGCUAGAUAAUAAACAAGCCACUGAUGAAACAGCUACUGCAAAUAAGACAUCAAGCACACAUUCCCAACGUGCUGGCUCAAGUACUCCUCAGGCCGCAGACAAACAGCAGUCAGCCCCUGGCAGCAUAACAGCAGAGGGAGGUACAGCAUAUCCAGAAAGAGUGUUCCAUUGUGAAGCAGGUGUAACAUCGAUGGACUUCUCAGUAAAUAAUCCCAACCUACUAGCUGUUGGUCUUUACGAUGGUACAGUUGCAAUCUAUAAUGUGAGGAGUAUGAAAGAUGAACCAGCUCUCGACAGCUAUGAGAGCAAUGCAAAGCAUUCAGCACCUGUUUGGGAGUUAAAGUGGAUUGAGAAGGACCGCGGAUCAGGGGAAGAUAAAGGGGAGAUGCUCAUAUCAAUCUCUACAGAUGGUCGAGUCAGCCAAUGGCAGAUCAGGAAGGGUUUUGAAUGUGCAGAUCUCAUGAAACUAAAGCGGGUUGCAACAAAGGGCAAGCGGCAGAAUAAGGAUGGACGUGAGGUGAAGAGCGAGGCUCUAAUUUCACGACACGCUUCUGGAUUUUGUUUUGAUUUCAGCCCAAAAGAUGCUAAUAUCUACUUGGCUGGUACAGAAGAUGGACUCAUCCACAAAUGUUCAUGCUCCUAUAAUGAGCAAUACCUAGACAGUUAUCAUGGACAUACGGGCCCUGUAUAUCGUAUUGAGUGGUCUCCAUUCCUCCCUGACGUCUUCCUAAGCUGCAGUAAUGAUUGGAGUAUACGUCUCUGGCAGCAGGACCAUUUACAACCUGUGCUCAACUUCUUCUCAUCUACGAAAUCUGUUAUGGAUGUAUGCUGGUCACCGACUUCUGCUUCUGUGUUCGGUUGUGUCAAUGAAGGUGCUAUUGAGAUUUGGGAUGUGGACCAAAAUACAUUGGAUCCGUUAAUAGUGUCAGUUCCUGCUCCGGGAGUGAAGUUGUCCUGCCUUACAUUCGCUCACAACUCAGAUGUAAGUAGGCCUGCACUUUUAAAUCUGAAUAUCUCUAUUGUAAUUUACUUUGACUUACCUUCUAAACUAUUACUUUUUGGACCUGAAAAUUUAGAGAUUUCUGUCUCCAAUUAA